AUUUUAUUUAAAAGAUAUGGACAAUCCAAAGCAGUGCAAGGCCAAUAGGUGGAGAACAAGAGUGGAAAGGAAAGUCGUGAAGAAAGAGAGCCAAGUGAACGAAAGAUGAGUACUUGGGAUUUAUGAUAAGCAUGACCCUCCUGGAAAAUACAACUACUCUCUAUUUAUAGAUUUCACGCAUUUAAUAUUUAUUGCACAGAUAAAUAAUUUUUUAAGAGAGACAUUAUUGCGCAAAACUUUGAUGAAGGAGGAGGACCAUAAAUGAGGAUUAGUUGUGAUGUCGAAGCAUUUGACUCAAAAACAUUUUUAUAAGAUGCUCAAUUACACAUUUACUACAAGAAACUCAAUUAUAUUUGGUUCAAAUGUUUUUUCUACUGGGUUUAGAGUCAAAUUCUCUAUUAAAAGCCUUGUUAACAGAAUUCAUUAUUUCAAAAGAGUUGUUAUUCAGGAAAUAGCCAUGAGUUCUAAGCAAUUUGUGAAGAUCCUUAGGGAUGGGAACUGUCUUGAAGAUUUGAGACUUGAACAAUCCUAUGUUCAAGGUCCUCAACUCAGAUUCAAAGCUGAUGGAGUUUCUCGAUUGAAAAAAAUAAACAUAAGUUGGUAUAUGUAUGAAGUUGUUCAAUACCAUGUAACAGAAAAUCCAAACUAUUUUGAUCCAGUUCUUGGCAACAUCAGUCAGUGCCCUUGCAUUAAUACACUCGAAAGGAUCAAAAUUAUAAACACAAGAACCCCCGAGCACACUACUAAUCGCUUACAGGAGAAAUAUGGAGGCUUAACAAUUCUAUUCAUUGAUAACUAAAGUUCUGC
This is a messenger RNA of Moneuplotes crassus, 807 nucleotides long. NCBI's taxonomy places the organism in Eukaryota, Ciliophora, Spirotrichea, Euplotida, Euplotidae. The record is from the annotation of a GenBank genome assembly.